AUGGAGUACGAGAAGGCAUAUGUACUUGGCACAGACGAUGAUCGCCCUGCGAAGCGGCGGCGCAUUGAAGCUAAAGGCUUGCACACCUCCUGGCCACAUCGACGCCAAGCUUAUCAGACCGCAUGGAAGCAGCAGAGGGACGCCAUAGAGACCCGUCUAGCCGAUGUGGAUGCUGCUACUGUCGAAGAUGUCUCAACAUUCCUGGACGAAGCCGUCGUGAACACUCGAUCCGAGCGCAUACCCACAGGCAUCAUUCUCCAGGGUGCUGAUGGCGGAUCUACUGCUCUGAAUCAGAUUAGGAAGCAUGUCACAAGCAUGCAGAGAGCACGGCGGCGCAUGGUCGUUUUGUCGGCGAACGCUGGGUCAAAUCUCAAAGCCCUGCUUAAGGCACUCAUCAUCAGAGCUACACUCCAGCAGAGCGGGAUAGAUGAAGACGAGGAGGACGACGUACAGUCGACUCGCAGCAAGGGUCCCAGAUUACUCAACUAUGAUCUCCAGAUCUUAUGCGACCAUGUAUGCGACCGCAAACUGGAACAAAUCGUCAUUGCCUUCGAAGACACAGAAGCCUUUGACCUGGAUCUCUUGUCAGAGCUGAUCGAAUUGCUUGGGUAUUGGAAGGAUCGCAUACCUUUCGUGUGCUUGUUCAACAUCGCCACGGAUGUCGAUGCGCUCCAACGAUUGUCAAGAUCAGCUAUGAAGUGUCUUGAUGGGAAACUCUUUGACGUAGCACCGUCCGGCGAGGCGGUCGAGCAAGUUCUGGAAACUAUUAUCACUUCCAAAUCAUCGCUAUGGCUAGGUGCCGGUCUGAUAAGUAUGGUGCUCGAACGACAGAGCGACUACAUCCAGAGCAUUGGCACACUAGUGGACAGUGUGCAGUACGCGUAUAUGUCAGCGUACUACGCCAAUGCUCUCAGUGUCUUUAUGGCCUCGCCACAUACUCGAGAAUUAUCCACUACUCACUUCGAAGCAGCACGCAGUCUGCCGUCCUUUCGAACCUGGGUACUCAGAAUCUUAGGAGAGCGAGGGCCUGAGGACAUCAAAGAUCUUUUGCACAAUGACAAGGGAAUUCUUGAUUUCGUGGUCGGGGGGAUUGAGGCUGGGCAAGGGGUAUUGAACAAGAUGAUCGUCGCUCUGAAAGUGAUCAGAAAGCUGCAGGAAGCGCUGCCGAACACGACAAAAUCAGCAUUGUCGACUCUUUACGUCCAAGCAAUGUCAGGUAAAUUGCUUGGAACGCCGGCGUUGAGAUCUCAACUCUUGUUAGUCAAGAAAGUGCCAUCAGACAUUGCAGUAGCGCUGCUCGAAUCUGCCCUUUCAAUUGAAGGCUUCGAGAGCGCAGCGCGAGCCUCGGACUCAGUGCAACAAGAACUCAAGACUCUACUGAGCAAGCAGAAGGACUCUACCCAGCCUCUCCGCAGCGAGGACGAUAUCAAAAACGCCACACUCCGAACGACCGUGGUUGCCCAGAAAGUGGAGCUCAGCAAGCAGAAAUCCGCGCUCUCUGAGCAAGACAAAGCAUAUACUGCACUACUCGGUCGAAUCUCGAAUAUGUUUCAGGACUACUUCGCGGACACGCUCAUCAACCCAAAGGACUUACUGUUCAACGAGAUCUUCAUCUACGACCAUAAAUCACCCUACCGUGAAGUCUUCACCCCGAGACCACGACAUGCCAUAGAAAGAGCACUGGCUUCACCCCACGACUAUCUAGACUGUGACUGUUGUGCGCCGGGUCAUGAUGGCGAGGAGGCGACAUUAGCGUCCACACAGCCACCGAGUGCAGUACUAUAUCAGCUAUACCUCGAGUCUGGCAACCUCAUCAAUGCCAGUGACCUGUGGCAAGCUUUCCAAGCGGUGAUGGGUGAUGAUAAGGACGAAGCUGAGACGAUGGCUUUGUUUCAGCGUGGGCUGGCUGAGCUGAGGAGUCUUGGGAUGAUGAAACCUACUCGAAAACGAGCUGAUCAUGUCGCAAAAGUCAUGUGGCGAGGUCUGUAG
Recurvomyces mirabilis is the source of this 1989-nucleotide messenger RNA. It is a transcript of the gene ORC3, whose product is annotated as Origin recognition complex subunit 3. The transcript has a single exon. Bases 1 to 1989 code for a protein of 662 amino acids. Lineage: Eukaryota; Fungi; Ascomycota; Dothideomycetes; Mycosphaerellales; Teratosphaeriaceae. Gene Ontology annotation, biological process: DNA replication initiation; DNA replication. Gene Ontology annotation, molecular function: DNA replication origin binding. The record is from RefSeq and is a predicted model, not a curated record. Gene Ontology annotation, cellular component: nuclear pre-replicative complex; nuclear origin of replication recognition complex; DNA replication preinitiation complex.